AUGGUAAAACUGCAACUACUAAGUCUUAUCAACUACAACAGGAACUCCAACAACAGCAAACACCAACCACUGUGUACACCACAAUACCACAAGUACAUCUACAAGGUACAAAGUGCAACUACAACAUCUUCAAUCAACUACAACAGGAACUCCAACAACAGCAACAACAAAACUGUUAACCUACAACUACCACCAAGUACAUAUACUCAUGGUACAACUGCAACUACUACGAAACUCCGGGAACAAACAAGCAACAACAAACCACUGUUGCACCUACCCACUACCACAAGUACAUCUACUAAUGGUACAACUGCAACCUACAACAUCUUCAUCAACUACAACAGGAACUCCAAACAACAGCAACAACAACCCACUGUUGCUCACAACUACCACAAGAACUCCAAAACAACAAGGCAACAAAACAACACUGUUGCACCUACAACUACCACAAGUACAUCUACUAAUGGUACAACUGCAACUACAACAUCUUCAUCAACUACAACAGGAACUCCAACAACAGCAACAACAACCACUGUUGCACCUACAACUACCACAAGUACAUCUACUAAUGGUACAACUGCAACUACAACAUCUUCAUCAACUACAACAGGAACUCCAACAACAGCAACAACUACCACUGGUACACCUACAACUACCACAAGUACAUCUACUAAUGGUACAACUGCAAUUAUUGGUACAUCAACUAAUGGUUCAACUGCAACUAUAACACAAUCUUCAUCUACUAUAACAGAAACUACAACAACAACCACUGGUGCACCUACACCUACCACAGAUACAUCUACUAAUGGUACAACUGCAACUACAACGACUUCAUCUUCUACAACAACAACUCCAACAACAAGCAACCAAACGGUAACAACCAACCACGAGAGGUACAACAAACACCUCAACCUACCCGCCAAUAUACCACAUACAUCUAGUAAUGGUACAACUGCAACUACAACAUCUUCGUCAACUACAACAGGACAACGGAACUCCGACAACAGCAACAACAACGCUGGUACACCUACAACUACCACAAGUACAUCUACUAAUGGUACAACUGCAACUACAACAUCUUCAUCAACUACAACAGGAACUCCAACAACAGCAACAACAACCACUGUUACACCUACAACUACCACAACAACAACAAUCACUGGUACACCUACAACUACCACAAGUACAUCUACUAAUGGUACAACUGCAACUACAACGUCUACAUCAACUACAACAGAAACUCCGACAACAACCACUGGUACACCUACAACUACCACAAGUACAUCUACUAAUGGUACAACUGCAACUACAAUGUCUUCAUCAACUACAACAGAAACUCCGACAACAACCACAGGUACACCUACAACUACCACAAGUACAUCUACUAAUGGUACAACUGCAACUACAACAACUUUGUCAACUACAACAGGAACUCCAACAACUGCAACAACUACCACUGGUACACCAACAACUACCACAACAACAACAACUACCACAAGUACAUCUAGUAAUGGUACAAUUGCAACUACAACGUCUUCGUCAACUACAACCGAAACUCCCACAACAGCAACAACAACCACAGGUACACCUACAACUACCACAAGUACAUCUACUACAGCAACCACAGGUACACCUACAACUACCACAAGUACAUCUACUAAUGGUACAACUGCAACUACAACGUCUUCGUCAACUACAACCGAAACUCCAACUACAGCUACAACAACCACUGGUACACCUCCAACUACCACAAGUACAUCUACUAAUGAUACAACCGCAACUACAACGUCUUCGUCAACUACAACCGAAACUCCAACAACAGUAACAACAUCCACUGGUACACAGACAACUACCACAAGUACAUCCACUAAUGGUACAACUGCAAUUACAACGUCUUUGUCAACUACAACAGAAACUCCAACAACAGCAACAACAACCACUGGUACACCUACAACUACCACAACAACAACAACCACAGGUACACCUACAACUACCACAAGUACAUCUACUAAUGGUACAACUGCAACUACAUCUUCGUCAACUACAACAGGAACUCCAACAACAGCAACAACAACCACUGGUACACCUACAACUACCACAAGUACAUCUACUAAUGGUACAACUGCAACUACAACAUCUUCGUCAACUACAACAGGAACUCCAACAACAGCAACAACAACCACAGGUACACCUACAACUACCACAAGUACAUCUACUAAUGGUACAACUGCAACUACAACAUCUUCAUCAACUACAACAGGAACUCCGACAACAACGACUGGUACACCUACAACUAACACAAGUACAUCUACUAAUGGUACAACUGCUACUACAACGUCUUCAUCAACUACAACAGGAACUCCAACAACAGCAACAACAACCACUGGUACACCUACAACUACCACAAGUACAUCUACUAAUGGUACAACUGCAACUACAACAUCUUCAUCAACUACAACAGGAACUCCAACAACAGCAACAACAACCACUGGUACACCUACAACUACCACAACAACAACAACCACUGGUACACCUACAACUACCACAAGUACAUCUACUAAUGGUACAACUGCAACUACAACGUCUUCAUCAACUACAACAGGAACUCCAACAACAGCAACAACAACCACAGGGACACCUACAACUACCACAAGCUCAUCUACUAAUGGUACAACUGCAACUACAUCUUCAUCAACUACAACAGGAACUCCGACAACAGCAACAACAACCACUGGUACACCUACAACUACCACAAGUACAUCUACUAAUGGUACAACUGCAACUACAACAUCUUCGUCAACUACAAUAGGAACUCCAACAACAGCAACAACCACUGGUACACCUACAACUACCACAAGUACAUCUACUAAUGGUACAACUGCAACUACAACAUCUUCGUCAACUACAACAGGAACUCCGACAACAGCAACAACAACCACAGGGACACCUACAACUACCACAAGCUCAUCUACUAAUGGUACAACUGCAACUACAUCUUCGUCAACUACAACAGGAACUCCAACAACAACAACAACAACAACUACCACUGGUACACCAUCAACUACCACAAGUACAUCUACUAAUGGCACAACUGCUACUACAACACAGACUUCAUCAACUACAACAGAAACUCCAACAACAGCAACAGCAACCACUGUUACACCCACAACUACCACUAGUACAUCUACUAAUGGUACAACUAUAACAACAACAUCUUCAUCAUCUACAACAGGAACUCCAACAACAACAACAACUACCACUGGUACACCUACAACUACCACAAGUACAUCUACUAAUGGUACAUCAACGAAUGUUACAACCACUGGUACACCUACUACACUUACAAACACUGGUACAUCAACUAAUGGUUCAACUGCAACUAUAACGCAAUCUUCAUCUACUACAACAGGAACUACAACAACAACCACUGGUACACCUAUACACACCACAGGUUCAUCUACUAACGAUACAACUGCAACUACAACACAGACUUCAUCUACUACAACAGAAACUCCAACAACAGCAACAACAACCACUGCAACAACAACCACAGUUACACCUACAACUACCACAAGUUCAUCUACUAAUGGUACAACUGCAACAACAAUAGCAUCUUCGUCAACUACAACCGAAACUCCAACAACAGCAACAACAACCACUGCAACAACAACAACCACUGGUACACAGACAAGUACCACAAGUACAUCUACUAAUGGCACAACUGCAAUUACAACGUCUUCAUCAACUACAACAGAAACUCCAACAACAGCAAAAACCUCUGGUACACCUACAACUACCACAAGUACAUCUACUAAUGGGAGAAAUGAUACAUCAACUACAUUUGUAACCACUGGUACUUCAACAAAUGUUAUAACCACUGGUACAUCUAUUACGCUUACAAACACUGGUACAUCAACUAAUGGUUCAACUAAAAAUAUAACACAAUCUUCAUCUACUACAACAGGAACUACAACAACAACCACUGGUACACCUACACCUACCACAGAUAUAACUACUAAUGGUACAACUGCAACUACAACGACUUCAUCUACUACAACAGAAACUCCAACAACAGCAACAACAACUACAGGUCCACCUACAACUACCACAAGUUCAUCUACUAAUGGCACAACUGCAACUACAAUAUCUUCAACUACAACAGGAACUCCAACAACAGCAACAACAACCACUGGUACACCUACAACUACCACAAGUACAUCUACUAAUGGUACAAAUGCAACUACAACAUCUUCAUCAACUACAACAGGAACUCCAACAACAGCAACAACAACCACAGGUACACCUACAACUACCACAAGUACAUCUACUAAUGGUACAACCUGCAACUACAACAUCUUCAUCAACUACAACAGGAACUCCAACACAGCAACAACACCCCAACCUGGUACACCUACAACAAUACCCACAAGUACAUCUACUAAUGGUACAACUGCAACUACAAUAUCUUCGUCAACAACAACAAAGAAACUCCAACAACACAACAACACACAGGUACACCUACAAACCACCAUAAGUACAUCUACUAAUGGUACAACUGCAACUACAACAUCUUCAUCAACUACAACAGGAACUCCAACAACAGCAACAACAACCACAGGAACACCUACAACUACCACAAGUACAUCUACUAAUGGUACAACUGCAACUACAAUAUCUUCGUCAACUACAACAGAAACUCCAACAACAGCAACAACAACCACAGGUACACCUACAACCACCAUAAGUACAUCUACUAAUGGUACAACUGCAACUACAACAUCUUCAUCAACUACAACAGGAACUCCAACAACAGCAACAACAACCACAGGUACACCUACAACUACCACAAGUACAUCUACUAAUGGUACAACUGCAACUACAACAUCUUCAUCAACUACAACAGGAACUCCAACAACAGUAACAACAACCACUGGUACACCUACAACCACUACAAGUACAUCUACUAAUGGUACAACUACAACAACAACAUCUUCGUCAACUACAACAGGAACUCCAACAACAGCAACAACAACCACAGGUACACCUACAACUACCACAAGUUCAUCUACUAACGGUACAACUGCAACUACAAUAUCUUCGUCAACUACAACAGGAACUCCAACAACAGCAACAACAACCACAGGUACACCUACAACUACCACAAGUACAUCUACUAAUGGUACAACUGCAACUACAACAUCUUCAUCAACUACAACAGGAACUCCAUCAACAGCAACAACAUCUUCGUCAACUACAACAGGAACUCCAACUACAGCAACAACAACCACUGGUACACCUACAACUACCACAAGUAUAUCAACUAAUGGAGACAAUGAUACAUCAACUACACUUCUAACCAUGGUACUUCCAACAAAUGUUAUAACAAACUGGGUACAUCUAAUACGCUUACAAAACUGGUACAUCAACUAUGUCCAGCAAUGGUAUAACACAACUGCAACUAUAACACAAUCUUCAUCUACUAUAACAGAAACUACAACAACAACCACUGGUACACCUACACCUACCACAAGUACAUCUACUAAUGGUACAACUACAACAUCUUCGUCAACAACAACAGGAACUCCAACAACAGGAACAACAACCACUGGUAUACCUACAACUACCACAACUACAUCUACUAAUGGUACAACUGCAACUACAACAUUUUCGUCAACUACAACGGAAAUCCCAACAAACAGGAACAACAACAACCACAGGAACCCAACAACAGCAACAACAAACCACAGGUACACCCACAACUACACAAGUACAUCCUACAUAAUGGUAAACUGCAAAUACAACGUCUUCGUCAAACUACAACAGGACUCAACAACAGCAUCAACAACAGGUACACUACAACUACCACAAGUAUCCAUUAACCUAAUGGUACAACUUCAACUCAACUUCAGGCAACUACAACAGGAACUCCAACAACAGCAAACAACAUACCACAGGCUUCACCUAAACUACCACAAGUACAUUACUAAUGGUACAACUGAAACUACAACGUCUUCGUCAAACUCCAACAACAGCAACAACAACCACUGGUACACCUACAACUACCCUACAAGUACAUCUACUAAUGGUACAACUGCAACUAAAAGAUCUUCGUCAACUACAACAGGAACCCAACAAACAGCAACAACAACCACAGUAGCACCUACAACUACCACAAGUACAUCUAUAAUGGUACAACUGCAACUACAAACAUCUUCGGUCAACUACAGGAACUCCACAACAGCAACAACAACCACAGGUUACACCUACAACGACCAAGUACAUCUACUAUUGGUACACUGCAACUACAAUGUCUGUCACCUACACAGGACUCCAACAACAGCAUCACAACCACAGUACCCUACAACUACCACACUACAUCUACUAAUGUUACAACUGCAACUCAUUGUUUUUGUCACUACACAGGAACUCCCAACAACAGCAACAACGAACCACAGGUACACCUACAACUACCACAAGUACUCUACUAAUGGUACAACUGCACUACAACGUCUUCGUCAACUCCAACACAAGCACAACAACCCUGCAACAACAACCACAGGUACACCUAACAAUAUACUACCAACAAGGUACACUACUAAUUGGUACACUGCCAACUACAACAUCUUCGUCAACUACAACAGGAACUCCAACACAGCAACAACAACCACAGGUACUCAACACCCAAGUCAUCUACUAAUGGUACAACUGCACUACAACAUCUUCGUCAACUACCAACAAAAUCCAACAACAGCAACAACAACCCACUGUACACCUACAACUACCACAAGUAUCUACUUAAUUGGUACAACUGCAACUACAGCAUUCUUCACAACUACAACAGGAACUCCAACAACAGUAACAACAACCACUGGUACACCUACAACUACCACAAGUACAUCUACUAAUGGUACAACGGCAACUAUAACAUCUUCAUCAACUACAACAGGAACUCCAACAACAGCAACAACAACUACUGGUACACCUACAACUACCACAAGUACAUCUACUAAUGGUACAACUGCAACUACAACAUCUUCAUCAACUACAACAGGAACUCCAACAACAGCAACAACAACCACUGGUACACCUACAACUACCACAACUACAUCUACUAAUGGUACAACUGCAACUACAACAUCUUCAUCAACUACAACAGGAACUCCAACAACAGCAACAACAACCACAGGUACACCUACAACUACCACAAGUACAUCUACUAAUGGUACAACUGCAACUACAACAUCUUCGUCAACUACAACAGGAACUCCAACAACAGCAACAACAACCACAGGUACACCUACAACUACCACAAGUACAUCUACUAAUGGUACAACUGCAACUACAACAUCUUCGUCAACUACAACAGGAACUCCAACAACAGCAACAACAACCACUGGUACACCUACAACUACCACAACUACAUCUACUAAUGGUACAACUGCAACUACAGCAUCUUCAUCAACUACAACAGGAACUCCAACAACAGCAACAACAACCACUGGUACACCUACAACUACCACAAGUACAUCUACUAAUGGUACAACUGCAACUACAACGUCUUCAUCAACUCCAACAACAGGAACAACAACCACUGGUACACCUACAACUACCACAAGUACAUCUACUAAUGGUACAACUGCAACUACAACAUCUUCAUCAACUACAACAGGAACUCCAACAACAGUAACAACAACCACUGGUACACCUACAACUACCACAAGUAUAUCUACUAUAGGAACUACAACAACAACCACUGGUACACCUACACCUACCACAGAUACAUCUACUAAUGGUACAACUGUAACUACAGAUACUUCAUCAACUACAACAGGAACUCCAACAACAGCAACAACAUCUUCGCCAACUACAACAGGAACUCCAACAACAGCAACAACAACCACUGGUUCACCUACAACUACCAACAAUACAUCUACUAAUGGUACAACUGCAACAAUAACAUCUUCAUCAACUACAGGAACUCCAACCAACAAGCAACAACAACCACUGGUACACCUACAACUUACCACAAGUAACAUUCUUACUAAUGGUACAACUGCAACUACAACAUUCUUCAUCAAAACUACAACAGGAACUCCAACAAACCAAAGCCAACCAACAACCACUGGUACAACCUACAAACUACCACAAGGAACUCCAACUACAGCAACAACAACCACAGGAACCCCGAGAACAUCAACAACUUCCGAUAAUACUACAACACAAACUACCGCUACUGUUACAUCAACAACCCCUACAACCACGCACUCAUUCAGUAGUUCCUUCAGUAGCAGCAGUCUUGGCUCAAGUAGUUCCAGCAGCAGUUCAAGCAGCAGUCAAAGCUUAUCAAAAGUAGUAACACCAACAACUACAAUAAUAACACCAACAAUUACUACUGCAUCGUCUACAACAGAAACAGGUACAUCCACAAUUACCACCUCCACCAAUUCAGCAGUUACUACAACAACAACAGCAAUGCCAACUAGUACUACAGUCUCUUUAACAACAUCAGUCACACCAACCACAACAUCUGUAACAUCAACUACAACGAUAGGAUCAUCAACAACACAAUCAUCGUCUGCUACUACAGGAACUCCAACAACAGCAACAACAACCACUGGUACACCUACAACAACAACAAGUACAUCUACUAAUGCCACAACCGCAAUUGCAACUAUAGCAGGAACUCCAAUAACAGCAACAACAACCACUGGUACACCUACAACAACCACAAGUACAUCUACUUAUGUCACAACCGCAACUACAACACAGUCUUCGUCGACAACACAAUCAUCGUCUGCUACUAUAGGAACUCCAACAACAGCAACAACAACCACUGGUACACCUACAACAACCAGAAGUACAUCUACUAAUGCCACAACCGCAACUGCAACUAUAGCAGGAACACCAACAACAGCAACAACAGCCACUGGUACACCUACAAGUACCACAAGUACAUCUACUAAUGCCACAACUGCAACUACAACAGGAACUCCAACAACAGCAACAACAACCACUGGUACACCUACAACUACCACAAGUACAUCUACUAAUAGUACAACCACAGCUACAACAGGAACUCCAACAACAGCAACAACAACCACUGGUACACCUAAAACGACCACAACUACAUCUACUAAUGGCACAACCACAACUACAACGCAGACUUCGUUGACGACAACAGGAACCCCGACAAUAUCCACAACUUCUAAUAUUACUACAACACAAACUACCACCACCGUUACACAAACAACCCCUACAACCACACACUCAUUCAGUAUUUCAUUCAGUAGUAGCAGUCUUGUGGCAACUACAACAGUAGCGAUAGUAAAUUCUACUGCCUCGUCUACAAUGACGACAGCUACACCAACAACUAGUAAACCUACAACCGCAACUACUUCGGCACUAACAAGUACUAUAGUUUUUUCUACAACAACAACAGUCACACCGGUAGGGUCAACUGUAACAACUACAAAUACAGAAUCAUCAACAACUGCCACCGGUACAUCUACUACUGUCAAAACAACUACUACAACUCCACCAUCGUCGACUAUAACAGAAACUCCAACUACAACCAGUGCAACUACAACCACUGGUUCGAGUAGUUCCAGUGGAUCCAUCAGUGUAUCAAGUCCAACCUUUACUACAACAACUGCAACGCUAACAACUACUACUGGAUUGUCUACAACGACAACAACACCUACUCCGACCACCUCAUCAACUGCAACAAAAGGUACUUCUAACACAACAGCAACAACACCUAUAACUACAUCAACAACAACAGAUGCCACACCAACCACAUCAAGUUUAACACCAUCUACCACCACUGGACCAUCAACAACUACUAACAAUAUAACAACAACUACUGGACCAUCAACAACUACCAACAAUAUAACAACAACUACCACUACUGGACCACCUACAACUAUCACAACUGGACCAUCAACAACUACCACCACUGGACCAUCAACAACUACCACUACUGGGCCAUCAACAACUACUACCACUGGGCCAUCAACAACUUACCAGGCCAAUAUUAACUUACCACCUGGGGCCAUCAACAACUACAGCAAUAUAAACUACCCACUAACCAGCCAAUUAUAA
Molecule: messenger RNA, 10101 nt
Organism: Macrobrachium nipponense
Lineage: Eukaryota; Metazoa; Arthropoda; Malacostraca; Decapoda; Palaemonidae
Product: mucin-2-like
Exons: 25
Coding region: 1-10101 (3366 amino acids)
Source: RefSeq, a predicted model, not a curated record